GCAAAUUUGACAACUAGAUGUUCUGCAUGGCUCAGAGACAAAUGCCGGCGAUCAUUGCGCUCAGAACCAGCUGUGUUUGCGAGGCAGAUUUGGAUUUGUGUUAUGUUAUAUUUAAUAUUAUUGGAUGUUGUGCAUGUACAUUCAAGUAAAUUAAAAGUUCAAUAAUUAUAAUUUUUGCAUAAUGUACUUACUGAAAUCAAUAUUCUUCAAUAUUGCAUUCACUUUAAUGUUGUUAGAAGGAAUAAAUUGUGAAGUAGACCCCCAAAAAUGUGUUGUGUGGGGCCCUGGCCUUCAUCCUGAACGAAUUGUAUUACCUGCUCGAUAUUUUUUCAUUAGUACAGUGGAUUCUAAUGGUGUACCAUUUUCAAAAUCUCCCGGCAAUAUUUUUUCUGUACAUAUUACUGGUACAUCUAAACUUUCAAAUAAGUGUUCAACAUGGAUGAAUAUUCUAGACCGGAAAGAUGGUACUUUCAUUGUUCGAUAUAAAAUGUAUCAUGUCUGUGAAAAUCUCAAGAUACAAAUUAAAUAUAACAAAAUGGACGUUGCUGGUUCUCCUUAUGUUAUUCCUGGACCAGUCUAUCCUGAACAUUGUUAUUGUCCAGAAAAAAACUUUGAAAAUUGGCAGGAAUCAUAUGGAUGUAAAAGAAAAUAUAGACAAAUUGAAGAAGAUUUAAAGCAUUUUACUAGUGUUAAUUUUUCUUUUGUUCAAGAAAUGGUGCUUUCCAAAUUUAAUAAUCCUAGAAGUACCAGUAUUUGCCAUUAUAUCGUUAGAGAAAACAAGGUUUUUCGAAACUGUUAUGGUCAACAUGUAGGAUUUAAAAUGUUCAUGGAUGAAAUUUUGCUGUCUUUGUCUCGUAAAGUUGAGCUUCCUGAUGUUGAAAUGUUUGUCAAUUUAGGAGAUUGGCCAUUAAUUAAAAACAGUGAUGCUAACCCGUUACCUAUGUUUUCAUGGUGUGGCUCAGAUGAUACCCUAGAUAUUGUUAUGCCUACAUAUGAUAUAACAGAAUCAACAUUGGAAUGUAUGGGAAGAGUAACUCUUGACAUGCUUUCUGUGCAAGGAAACAUUGACAAGAGUUGGAAUGAAAAAUUGGAGAAAGCAUUUUGGAGAGGUCGAGAUUCUCGAAUAGAAAGACUAAAACUUAUUGAAAUUGCUCGGGAGCAUCCAGAAUUGUUUAAUGCAUCUAUGACAAACUUUUUUUUCUUCAGAGAAGAAAUGGAAAAGUAUGGUCCAAAGGAACAGCAUGUAUCAUUUUUCAAGUUUUUUGAUUACAAAUAUCAAGUGAAUAUUGAUGGAACAGUAGCGGCAUAUCGCUUUCCAUAUUUGUUGGCUGGAGAUUCCUUAGUUUUAAAACAGGAAUCAAAAUACUAUGAACAUUUCUAUAAAGAAUUAGAACCUUGGAAACAUUACAUCCCAUUCAAAAGAGAUUUGAGUGACUUGGUUGAACAGGUGUUGUGGGCCAAAGGAAAUGAUGAGAAGGCAAAGCAAAUAGCAGCUGCUGCCCAAACAUUUGCUCGAGAGAACUUGUUGCCUCAAGAUAUUAUAUGUUACCAUGCAUUGCUUUUUAAGGAAUGGAGUAAAAGACUGAGUGAACCUGUUAAAAUUCUUGACGGUAUGGAUCAUGUUCCACAGCCUAGCAAAGAUUCUCCGCACAAACAGUGCAGCUGUCAUAGACAAUUUCAAAAUAUAAAUUCUCACAAAGAAAAGGAUGAACUCUGAAGUGUGAAAGAAAACAUAGAUUGAAAACAGUUUUUUUAACAUCAAAAUUAGAAAAUAAAGAGAAACUCGCAUGUAACUUAUGUUUGUGUAACCCCCCUUAUCACCUGUGUUACUCUGUCAACAGAAGAUUCACUCUGCAAAGUAGUAAUUGAUAUCCAUUUUGUAGUGACAUUUCAUUUAAAGGGUAUUAGGCCCAAAAACCUGUUCAAAACAUUGUUCAUCUCAGUAAAUGGGGUAUAGAACAUGUGUUUAAUUUUCAGAGUAACUAUUGGUUUGAACAAUUUACUAAUAAAAAUACGAUUGUAAUGAAUA
Messenger RNA from Gryllus bimaculatus (two-spotted cricket), 2029 nucleotides. The record is from the annotation of a GenBank genome assembly. Lineage: Eukaryota; Metazoa; Arthropoda; Insecta; Orthoptera; Gryllidae.